AUGAGCAGCGUUGCUGGGGGGCGGCGUGACCAGCGCGCAAGCAGCGAGACAGAGAUCGAGUGUGACGAGUUGCAACCCAUGAUUGAGGAAGAAGGUACCGCAGGCUGGCGACGAUUGCUUAAGAUGCCGCCACAGCCGACGCUUGCCCCUGUCACGCCCACGUUCUCGUUGCACGAUCUGGCGCAGAAGAAAGAGCCUGGGACGGACGAACAAGCGGCGCCAUCGACGCUGGCGGGUCACGUCAUGUGGAAACUCUCCAUGCGCGUGUCGUCGCACAACGAGAGCCGUCUGAUGCAGCACAUCUCCCGCUCUAUUUUCAGUCGUGGAACUCACAAGCACGUAGAUCGGUUUCAGCUCGAGUGUGAUCCAGACGCUGGUGCACAGUCCAAGCCUAAGAAGACAACAAGGAUGUCGAUCCCAGGGCUUAGGAGGAUAGAGGACGGUGCCCCUAGCCACCAAAAAUGUGGACAACCCAAGGAUACAGACGCUGUUGCAUGCCCCCUUGAAAGAGGACGACCUUCUUCUGCAGCUGUGGCAGGUGCAGCUUCGGCUUCAUCGGCUUCUUCAGCUUCGUCGGCAUCGUCGGCAACUGGUGCAGGCAUCCUGCCGCCAAUGCCGCCACUUGUCUUCUCGCCGACGAAAGGAAGAGUACAGAAACGAGCACGCAGCAUGACAUUAGAGCAAUAUACCAAGUGGCAGUACACUGGACUGCGCCCGGGUCUUUCGGUGCGUGUCGUGCGCUGCGAGUCGGUUAGCUCUAUGCCCGCCGUUACGGAGUACGUUGUGCAUGUCGUGGACCUGCACACCCGUGUGUUUUGGAUCACGAAGAAGCGCUUUAGCGACUUUUACUUUCUUCGGCGAAAAGUUCGAGGUAUGAUUCGACGUGCGCCGGAAACGGAGGAUGAGGAAAAGGACUAUUUACGUUUCUUGCUGGACUUACCAUUUCCACGACGACGAUUUAGGCCUGCAGGUGUUGCGGCAGUCGCACGUGGCAUUGGCGAGAUUGAGGUUUUUAUGAGAAACCUGGCAGCAUUGGAGCCGCAGUCCCGUCUCCAGCGAAGCAUUUUGAUGGAGUUGCAGCUCGAGAUGUGCUCGGCAGAAUUUGUGUCGUCAUUAGAAAAGAUUGACACGACUGGCGAACCAAUUGAGCCCAAGUGGCUCACCUACGAUCUCUUUCGACGCCUUAACUGCGAAGGUGCCGUCGAGGGAAGUACGUGCUACCGAUUUCUGCACGUAUUUCGCAAUCGUGUUACCACAAUUGAAACGGCAGUGUGCAGUAAAGUGGAAGGAGCGAUGCUUGCGGCGUCUGCAGUUAAGGACCUGCGCAAAACGGUUACGAGCAUUGAAAAGUACAUUUCCGAGAAUCUGGACCCCCAGUACGCGGACACGCUGUCUUUGCUGGAUCAAAGCGUUGAUGUGUCAUCCGUUUUAGACGACUGCGUGUUCCACGCUGUAGAAGACACCAUUUUUGUACCGCUUGAGAAGCAGGUGAAUUUUCUUGUGAGCGAGACCGUUGACACGGAAGUUGAACAGCGUCUGGCGCGAAACAUUGAGCGCUUGAAGUGUCGGUCACAAAUUGAGAGCGGUAUUCCAGAAUAUCUGCAGUCCGACGAAGACUGGGGACUAUCUUGUCACCACUUGAGUACGAUUGAUGAACGAACAUUACCCAUGGACAAGAUCCAGGAGCUGCUUCGUGCGGCGCUGGAGAUUUUUAAGAGCUGCGGAGAGAAGAAUCUGGAUUGGCAUGACAAUUCAGCGCUGACAGCAGACGACUACCUUCCUAUCCACAUUUACGUAGUGGUGAAGAGCGGGUUGAAGCGACCACUAGCUACCAAGGAGCUAUUGGGUGCCAUGAUCCAUCCGUCCCUGAUGUUGGGCGAAGUGGGUUACUUUCUCACAAUGUUUGAAGUCGCCCUCAAGUACAUUGCCGACAUGUAA
Messenger RNA from Peronospora farinosa, 1938 nucleotides. NCBI's taxonomy places the organism in Eukaryota, Oomycota, Peronosporomycetes, Peronosporales, Peronosporaceae. The record is from the annotation of a GenBank genome assembly.